AUGUCAGGAAUCAAGAUAAACUUAAAGAAGAAGUCUCAAGGAAUAAACAAACCAACAAUAGCUAACAACAAACUAACAGGAUUUAGUCUAAAAAAGAAGCAAAAACUAAUUAUCAAAUCCAAAGGAUUAUUAAAUAAUGAUGAUUCAGAUGAAGAAAGCGAACCCACUAAAAGGGAAAUAGAUUCAUUUUCCAAGGAUACACUUACUCCAGAAGAAGUGGCCGUAGUAAUAAAACACGAAAGUAAAGUCAAAAGAAUACCGAACAAAGAGGAAAUUGCCAAUGCUCAAGAAGCAGAAGCCAAGGAAACCCAACUAAAGUAUGGUGUAACUACAUUUGAUCAACAAUCCGGCAGGACCCCAACAACCUCAUCAAAGACAAAAAUACGAUCACGAAACGAACAAAGAUAUCAAGGGGAUAAUACAUCUGAUGAGGAGGAAGAUUUUAAGUCGGUUCCAAUUGGUGAAUUUGGGGCCGCAUUUCUCAGAGGAUUGGGAUGGGAUGGUUCUGAUGAUAUCGAUAAGAAAACCAAGGAGAAUGAGAAGGAGAUUGUACUGCAUAGGCAGAGAGGUCCUACUCUUGGAAUUGGUGCCAAAGCUAUAGAUAGUGAAUUGUCGCAGGAUCUCAUGGGUAACAACUUUGAAGUUCACCUUGUUAAGAGAAAGAAGUGA
Molecule: messenger RNA, 669 nt
Organism: Hemisphaericaspora subhashii
Lineage: Eukaryota; Fungi; Ascomycota; Pichiomycetes; Serinales; Debaryomycetaceae
Exons: 1
Coding region: 1-669 (222 amino acids)
Biological process (GO): mRNA splicing, via spliceosome
Cellular component (GO): spliceosomal complex
Source: RefSeq, a predicted model, not a curated record